AUGGCGUUGUAUCAAAUUCCCCCACCCACACCUAUGGUGUGCAAAGGAAAUACAGAGAAAAACUGGACUAAUUUCAGAGAGACGUGGGAUGAUUAUUUCACGGCGACAGAAAUGGAGAGAAAGGAGAAUAAAGUCCAGGUGGCCACAUUAAAGACAAUAAUGGGGCAAGAUUGUAGAAGCGUGUUGGCUGGUCUCAAAGUGUGUGUACCGGAAGGUCAAGUCCUUACUUGUCAAAUGAUAUUGGACGCACUGGAGAAACAUUUUGUAGCAAAGAGGAAUGUGCUGUAUGAAAGAUUUAUGUUCAAUGCAGCAGAGCAGCAACCUCAUGAAACGGUGACACAAUUUCUUGAGCGAUUGAGACAGCUUGCCAGCACGUGCAAGUUUCGUGACGCCGCACUGGAGGAGGAAAUGAUCCGGGAUCGCCUGGUGAUGGGCAGCCGUGACCAAGGGGCCAGGGUCAGACUUUUCCGGGAGGAAGAGUGCACCCUAAAUAAAGCAUUUGACACUCUAAAAAUCAGUGAGGCCACCACGCAUCAGCUGAAAAUGAUGACUAAUGGAGAGCAAUCCCUUCAGGAAGUCAACUUCGCCAAGAGUAAGCCUGCCAAAAAUGAAGGCCGACACCAACAGAAGUUGAAAGGCAAAUGGAAAGGCAGACCUGAUAGCUCAAAGAACUCAGCUAAGAACAGCAACGCUUGCAUGUAUUGUGGGCUCAAGCACAAAAAAGGUCGUGAUAAUUGCCCAGCCAAUGGAAAAGAGUGCUCCAAAUGCAAGCGCAAGCAUCACUUCGCUAAGGUCUGCAAGACCACAUCGGAACAAGUACAUGCUGGCGAUGAUGUAGCUGAACUCAGUUCAGAGGAUGACUUUACUUUCACCCUGGAAGAGGUUAAGCUGCUGAAUGAUACCCAAGAAAAAAGAAUCUUUGUGAGGGUGGAAGUUGGAGACAGAGAUGACAAAAAAUCAAUACGAUGCCAGGUUGAUACGGGAGCAACUUGCAAUGUAAUGCCGUAUCAAACGCUUGCUAAGCUGGAAGGGAUAGAUCGCCCGACAUUGAAUCCCUCCCAGUCAAGGAUAAGGCUGUAUGCAGAACACUCCUUCCUAACAGUUAUAGGAGAGAGGGACCUGACGUGCUACUUCCGUGGAAAGUCAUACAAACUCCACUUCAAGAUAGUCGAAACCGCGAAGGAGAUCCCAUUGAUUAGUGCUGAGACAUCUAUAAGGAUGGGAGUGAUCAAGGUCCUAGCGAAGGAGGAAGUGCACAAUAUGGCCCAGUCCAGAGACCUCAUCGAGGAAUACAAGGAUGUAUUUCAAGGACUCGGAUGCCUGCCGGGAGCAUACAAAUUGACUAUAGAUGAGACAAUCACUCCAGUAAAACAUCCGGCAAGGCGAGUCCCAGUGCAUAUCAAGAAUGACCUAAGAAAGAAGCUGACUGAGCUAGAAGAAAGAGGGAUUAUAGCAAAGAUCUCGGAACCAACCGAUUGGAUUAGCAGUAUGGUAGUUGUAAAGAAGCCUCAGAAAUUGUGCAUAUGCCUAGAUCCAAAAGAUCUUAAUAGAGCCAUAAAGAGGCCACACUACCCCAUUCCGGUCAUUGAUGAUAUCCUUCCAAAUUUAGCCAAAGCCAAGGUCUUCACAGUAUUAGACGCCAAGGAUGGCUUCUGGCAAGUAAAGAUGGACGAGGCCAGUAGCUACCUGACAACUUUCUCCACACCGUUCGGGCGUUACAGAUACAAGCGCAUGCCAUUCGGGAUUUCCUCAGCACCCGAGGAAUUUCAACGUAGACAGCAUGAGAUUAUUGAGGGCCUGCCAGGAGUUGAAGUCAUAGCUGAUGACUUCAUAGUGUUUGGCUCAGGCGACACCAAGGAAGAAGCACUUGCUGACCACGAUAGGAACUUAGAAGAGUUCCUUAAAAGGGCUCGUAAGGUGAAUCUGAAGCUCAAUAGGGCCAAGCUGAAGCUGAGACAAAGUACAGUGACGUACAUGGGCCAUAAGCUGUCAACAGAUGGAUUACGUCCUGAUCCAGAGAAGGUUCGAGCUGUCGUGGGAAUGGCACCCCCAGCAGACAAAAAGGGUGUCCAAAGGCUGCUAGGUAGUGUUACCUACCUAGCCAAGUUUCUUCCCAGGCUUUCAGAAGUAGCAGAGCCUCUCCGGAGACUGACAGAUAAAGAGGCACACUUUGAAUGGCUCGAAUACCACGACCAAGCUCUGGGAGAAAUCAAGAAGAUGCUCACACAGGCACCUGUGCUGAAGUACUUUGAUAUAACACAGGAAGUGACAAUUCAGUGUGAUGCAUCAGAAAAAGGUCUUGGAGCCACACUCUUACAGAAUGGACAACCAGUGGCCUUCGCAUCCAGAGCUCUUUCGAGAACGGAACAGUGUUAUGCACAGAUAGAGAAGGAGUGCCUCUCCAUUGUGUUUGCUUGUGACAGAUUUGCACACUAUAUUCAAGGCAAGAAGACAACUGUCGAGACUGACCAUAAGCCCCUGGUGCCAAUCUUUGGCAAGAGUUUGCACAGAGCACCAAAAAGGCUUCAAAGAAUGUUGAUGAGGCUACAAAGAUACCAGUUGCAGCUACAGCAUAAGCCAGGAAAAGAUAUGCACAUAGCUGAUUGGCUGAGCCGUGCUUACUUACCCAAUGACAGGAAAGAAUCCAGGAUCUUUGACGAACUCGAGGUCAUCAACCAGAUGGAUCUCUUGAAAGUAAGUGCAGCCACUGAGCACCAACUGAGAUGUAGCACCGGUACAGACCAACAGCUUCAGGAGCUAAUGUUAAUGGUCCGACAAGGAUGGCCAGACAACAAGGAGGCUGUUCCUGGUAGCAUCCGGGAGUACUUCAAUUACAGGGAUGAGAUUACAGCCCAGAAUGGAAUCUUGUUUAAGGGACAGAAGGUGAUCAUCCCUAUGGCACUACGAAGUAUGAUGGUGGAAAAAGUGCACAGGAGCCACCUAGGAAUAGAGGCCUGCAUCAGACGGGCUAGGGACACACUUUUCUGGCCUGGAAUGGCAGCCCAAGUCAGAGAAAAGGUGGAGCAAUGCCCUACAUGCAAUUCCAUGAAGCCCAAACAGCAAAAGGAAACAAUGAUGUCAGCUGAAAUACCAAGCAGGCCAUGGAAGGUUGUGGGACAAGAUUUAUUCCAUGUGAAUAACAAGGAUUAUCUGGUGACGGUAGACUUCUACUCUGACUACUGGGAGGUGGACCAGAUGGAUGCCACGAGAGCCGGAGAUGUUGUCCAGUGCACUAAACAACAUUUCGCACGUCAUGGCAUCCCGGAGCGAGUCAUAACAGACAAUGGUCCACAAUUUGUGGCCCAGGAGUACGCCCAAUUUGCAGCAGAAUGGGACUUUGAACACGUGACAAGCUCACCCAGAUACAGCCAGAGCAAUGGAAAAUCUGAGUCAGCUGUAAAGAUAGCAAAAACGAUCAUCAAGAAAGCUGUGAAGGAAGGUAGCGAUGUCCAACGAGCAAUACUGGAAUGGAGGAACACUCCUGAUCCUGAUGGAGUGAGUGCUGUCCAGAAACUGAUGUCAAGACGCACUCGUACAGGCCUUCCCACACCAGACGUACUACUAAUGCCUCAUGUAGUACCAAAUGUUCCUGAGCAAAUCAAAUUGAGAAAGCAGAAGGCCAAGCUCCAGUAUGACCGAGGGGCUAAGGAUCUACCAGAACUUAGAAUCGGCCAAGGUGUACUUCUACAGCCUGAUCUCCCUCACCAACCCUGGAGACAAGCGGUGUGUAGAAAGAUCCUUGGCGACAGGUCAUACUUGGUACAAACGGAUGACGGCCAUCAAUUUCGACGCAACCGCAGGUUCCUGAGAGCAACAGCCAACAGUGCUCCUGAGGCACCCUCUACAGAGCCGACAGAAGUUGAGCAUCAGCGACAACGCACUCGCCUUCAGUCUUCAUCUGAGGAGCGUACUGGCCGUAGCAGUGCCAUUGAGCAACAGGAAGUAACCCAGGAAUCUCCACCUCCUACAUCCCGUGGAGGUAGACCACAGCGGCAGAAGAAAAUCCCAGCAAAGUACAAUGAUUUUAUUCUUACUUAG
Lytechinus pictus (painted urchin) is the source of this 4038-nucleotide messenger RNA. RefSeq lists its product as uncharacterized. Lineage: Eukaryota; Metazoa; Echinodermata; Echinoidea; Temnopleuroida; Toxopneustidae. The record is from RefSeq and is a predicted model, not a curated record. The coding region runs from base 1 to 4038 and encodes 1345 amino acids. Gene Ontology annotation, molecular function: nucleic acid binding. The transcript has a single exon. Gene Ontology annotation, biological process: DNA integration.